Medioppia subpectinata is the source of this 1125-nucleotide messenger RNA. The record is from the annotation of a GenBank genome assembly. Lineage: Eukaryota; Metazoa; Arthropoda; Arachnida; Sarcoptiformes; Oppiidae.
CAAUCAAUCGUUGAAUUGAUUGCUUUCUCGCCAUUCAAAUCGGGAACCAAUGCUUUGGAUAACAUAAACAGUAUAUCUGAAGGUAUAGUACACGAAGAUCUGCACCUCUUUCUGGAGACCAAUGUUCCGAAGUCUAGCAAAAAGGCGAAAGUGGUGUUAGGAGUGGCCGACUCUCGCAUCGGGGCAUCCAUUCAAGAGGUGUUGGGCUAUAGCUGUCAACACACAGAAGUGGUGCCGGAAGUGAUUCGCGGCAUUCGCUAUAACUUUCAUUCACUCAUUAAAGGCCUAUCACUGCAAUCGGUGGGCUCUGCGGAGUGCAGUCUUGGCCGCAGUUAUUCCCGCUCUAAGGUUAAGUUCAAUGUGAACAGAGCUGAUAACAUGAUUAUACAAUCCAUUAGUCUUGUCGAUCAACUCGACAAAGACAUUAAUACAUUCUCUAUGAGACUCAGAGAGUGGUAUUCGUAUCACUUCCCAGAACUCGUUAAGAUUGUUAACGAUAACUAUUUGUACGCAAAAGUGGCUAAAGUUGUCAAAAACAGAAAGGAUUCCAUGGAUAACGACGAAGAGCUGACCGAGAAGUUGGAACAGAUUCUGAUGGACAGCGGCAAAGCCCAGGCCAUUGUUCACGCUUCCAAGUCAUCGAUGGGAAUGGAUAUCUCAGAAAUCGAUUUAAUUAAUAUCGAAAUGUUUACCUCAAAAGUCAUCUCUUUAGCCGAGUAUAGGAAACAAUUGAUGGAGUAUUUGAUGUCUCGCAUGCAUAACAUCGCUCCCAAUUUGGCCACUCUUAUCGGCGAAACAGUCGGCGCUCGACUCAUAUCACACGCGGGAAGUCUAAUGAAUUUAGCGAAAUAUCCGGCCUCUACUGUCCAGAUAUUGGGCGCUGAAAAGGCUUUGUUCAGAGCGUUGAAGACCAAAGGAAAUACUCCCAAAUAUGGUCUCAUAUUUCACUCGACUUUCAUCGGACGCGCGGGCGCUAAGAAUAAGGGAAGAAUUUCCCGAUUUUUGGCCAAUAAGUGCUCAAUCGCUGCGCGAAUCGAUUGUUUCAAUGACUUCCCGACCGAUAUAUUUGGAUCGAAACUGAAAGAACAGGUUGAGGACAGACUCAAGUUCUUCGAGAGCGGAGAU